UAGAUACAUAUGAAGCCUAGUCAAAAGUCAAAGCAUAUGUAGAGUGGCUAUAAAUAAAAGAUUUGACUGUAAUUAACCAUCUAAUUCCCGGCCUCUAAAAUUGGAAAGGGAAUAAAAAGGAAACAUUCAUUCAGGAAUGUCUAUAAAUAAAAAAAAAAAAAAUUUAUUUGAUUGGGCCUAGAAUGUCUAAAUAUAAAAAAAAAAAGAAAGAAGAGAUUUAGCUGCAAUUAAGGAACGAUUAACCUCUUAAUUCCCAGGCCUAUAAAAUAGGAAAUAAAGAAGAAGCAUUUAUUAAAAACAAUCAAUAUAAAUAAGGCAACCCUCAAGUCACUUUCAUCUCUCUGCGUCUCUCUUUCUCUCUCUUUCUGUAUUUUUUUUUCUGUGUUCUAGGCUGAGAUUUCUUGGUUUCUCGAUCUCUAAAAUUCAGUAACACGAAAAUGACCUAUUUAUCAUCUCGUCUUAUUUGUGUAGAUUUUAUUAUAGUAUAUAGUUUGAAAAACAAAAUAAAGUACUUUUUGUCUCAUCUGUUUGAGAGAAUGGCCUUGGCCUUGGCCUUGGCCUUGGCCUUGGCCUUGGCCUUGGCCUUGGAGGGGAAGGAAUGCGCUGCCAUUGGUUGGAAAAUGAAAUUCACACCCAAAAUAAAUAUAUAUCUCUCUCUCGUAUAAAACCCUCCCACACUUGCAAAAGCAAGAAACCCUAAGAUCUUCCUCCUCUCGCUCAUCUCCGACUCCAAACCGUACAAUCUCAUCUCGCCUCUCAGCUUUUCUUGCUUGCGAUCAUGGAAGGAAGUGCGACUCCGAUCGUGGAACCAGAAUCCAAGUUUGGCUCGAACGUGGAAGGAACUGAGACUCCGAUUGUGGAAGCAGAGUCCAAGUUUGGCUCGACCGUGGAAGGUAGCGAGACUCCGGCUGUGGAACCAGAGCCCAAGGAUGGCUCGACCGUGGAAGCAAGUGAGAAUGAUAAUCCGAUUGUGGAAGCAGCGUCCAAGGUUGUCUCCACUGUGGAAGGAGUAGAUGCAACACGUAUAGCGGAAGGAGGAGAUGACUCGACUCCAAUAUCCAAGUUUCUAUUGAUCAUCAGAGCAAUAGGAGAUUACGACUUUUCCAAUGUGUCCCUGAGCUCUCCUUCAAUACCAAGGCUGCCAGCUCCUUAUCUCGUUUUUAUGGAGGAAUUCCUUAAACCCUAUGCCAAGGCGAGACGCACCAAGGACAGAACUUUAGUUGCUGCUUUAACUGCUUGUGGGAAAAAGUGGACCUUCAUGUCCAAGACUGACCAGGAACCUUUCCGUCUUGAGUCUGCUAAACGUAUGGAUGUGUACCAGAAGCACAGGGCAGUCUUCGACCGCCUUUUCUAUCCCAUGCAGCCUCCUUCUGAUGGUGAAUUUGAUGACGAGCCUGGUCAGCAAAUUAUGUCUCCAUUCGGCAUUUUCGUUGAAUACGAGGUCUUCCUCGCCGGCACGCGUCUCACAAGCUUUAAUGGUUCAUUUGGAAAAUGGAAUUCCAUGUCAGCUGAGGAUAAGGCUCCCUUUGUUACCUUGUCUAACGACCGAAUGAGGGUGCAUCAGUUGGUGUCCAUUGCGUUCUUUGCGCAUUUACUUGACAAAUACCGUGAUGUGAAUUACCAUGAAUCAUCUUCUGAUGGUUCCUCUGAAGAAACCGAGUAUUUUCGCCCAACAAAUGGGCUUCUAGUUUAUCUGGAGGAGUUUCUGAGUGAGUACGAGAAGGAUAAAAAAGUACUCAAAAAGAGCAGCACGCUCGUUUUUGAAGAGCUAGUCCAAGAAUGGGACAUGAUGACUGAAGAGCAGCGCUGUCCUUAUCACGACAAGGCUAAGAAGUUAAUGAACAUGUAUGAUCACACAGUCUUCGCAACUUGCGUUAGGAUUUCCAGAAGCAGGCUUCGCAACUUGCGUUAGGAUUUCCAGAAGCAGAUGAGCUAUCAACUGUGAGAUAAGUAAGCAAAGAGACUAAUCAAAAGUCUAGUUUGGGAUUAUAAUGAUGCUCAGCUUGAAUUUCUUAGUAAUGCAUUCUUAGAAAAUUCUGUUACCUAAGACGUUUGCGUAGCACAGGAUCUUAAGAUGUUUUCUAUGACUUUUGACCAUUCGGUCUAUAGUAAAAAUACAUAUGGACAAAGUAUUACUCUUUGACCA
Messenger RNA from Brassica rapa (field mustard), 2146 nucleotides. RefSeq lists its product as uncharacterized. Lineage: Eukaryota; Viridiplantae; Streptophyta; Magnoliopsida; Brassicales; Brassicaceae. The record is from RefSeq and is a predicted model, not a curated record.